CCUGCGGAGCGCCGGCGAGCCAAUCAGGAGCUCGGCGUAUUUUACAAACUGGGUCUCAGGCUGCUGCAGAAGCCGGGCAGUGCGGGAGCGGCGGAGGGAGUUGGCCUCAUGCUCAAGGCUUCCAGGGGAAGUUGUAGCGGCCAUGACCACCCUCCAAACCAAGAGGGAUCCCGUCCGCCGCGGUGUCUCUCCCACCCCUAGCAAAAUUCCCAUAAGUUCUCGGAGGCGCCCGCCGCUCCCCACAGACAGACCCGGCGCCUUGGACCAGGAGAACCAAGAUCCCAAGAAAUUGGUGCAGAAGUUCAUUAUUCAGCAUUCGCUCCAGGACUCCGCUGACCCCAGGCCUAAAGUCUUACAUCAAACAAAGAAAUCAGAGAGAUUGGUGGGAAGCCCUCAGUUCCGGAACCCUUUGGAAGAGCUCAAGCCCAGCCCUAGGGGACAAAAUGUGGGCCCUGGGCCCCCUCUGCAGACAGAGACUUCUGGAGCCACUGAGUUUGUGGCUGACCCUGCAGCCCUAGCUACAAUUCUGUCAGGUGAAGGGGUGAAGACCUGUCACUUAGGGCGCCACACUAGUCUGGCUCAGAGAGUCCUGAUCCGAGUCAAGCAGGGAGGCACCGACCGAAGGGGCCAGGGUGUCCGGGCCUCUUCAUAUUUGGCCCCCAGAACCCCUGCCCAGCGACUGGACCCAACCAGAGCUUCCUGCUUCUCAAGAUUGGAAGGACCGGGACCCCGAGGCCGGACCUUGUGCCCUCAGAGGUUAGAGGGGCUGAUUCCAUCUUCAGACGCUUCCUUGCACCCCUCCACCCACCCCAGUUUCCAGGAGCUGAGAAGAGAGACAGGUGGCGGCAUCCGGACUGCAGCAAGCCAAGCCUCAGGAUUGCUCCUGGAUACCCCCGUCCAGCCUGCUCCAUCUCUCCCUGGAAGAGAACAUGAAGUUGUCACUCAUUCAGGUGAAGGAGGAGGGGGCCCCCUCAGUCUGGCCCAACGGGUACCAUUAAAGGAAACCCAAGAGAGAACCCACACUAGGGAUGGCUGUGACCCCCACCAGAUGGUCACCCCAGGCCGAAUGGCACCACCUGCCACCGCCCGCCCAUCACCCUCACCCUUCGGACGGGCUCAACGUGUGCUUUCUCCUGGCCCCUCAGCUCAGACCUAUUCAGUAUUGCGACGUCUCGCCAUUCGCCCCAAAACCCAGUACACGCCCCUCCCGUCAGCUUCCAGAGCUCAGCAGGCCCGGCCGCUGACUGGCCUCUCCCCACAGUCUUGCUCUGAAGAGCCUGCCCUGCCCUGGGAGCAGAUCACGGUGCGGUUAUUUGACCAGGAGAGUUGUAAACGGCUGCAGGAGGGGACCCGGGGGAAACCACCAGAGGCCGCUCCCUGUGGCCCGUCCCCCAGCAGAGCCCUCAGCUUCCAGGAGCUGAAGAUGCAGCGCAUCACAAUCCUGCAGCAGCUCUUGCGACAGGAGGUCCUGGGGCUGGCAGGGGGCAAGUGUGCCCCCUCAAUAGGAGGUGCCGCUUCCCUGGAGAUGGUUGAACUUCAGCCCCUGCUGGCUGAUAUUUCUAGAACUCUGGGUACCCCAGAGCUUCAUUCUGGGACUUUUCCCCUUCCCAGCCUGUUAGAGCACUCUGAACCCCCAAAACCCUGCCCCCCUGAGAAGUGUGGGCCACUACAGCCCAGCCCUGGAGCAGAGGCUAAGGUGGCUCAGCCCUGUCCUCCGGCAGAGCCAGGUCCCCGGGACUCCAGCAGGAGGGAGCCCGAGCUCCCCGAGGCCUCUGUGCAGGAGCAGCCUGACGGGUCCGAGUCGGGCCCCCUGCACACCUGCGUCCAGAGGCAGGCUUCGCCCACAGAACCGCCCUCUGGGGUGGCAUGUGGGGCAUCAGAGGCCCGCUCCCCGGAUCCUGGAAGUCCAGAAUCCAGCCCACCACCUGGGUGCCAUCAGGGGACCCCUGUGACGACCAGCACGCUUGGUGCCAGCCCCUCUAGCCACUCCUCCCAGUCUCCGAGGCCUCCUGUGGGCCGGGCAGGUCCCUGCUGUCUGGCCCCUCACACCCUGGCCCUGAGGCAGCGCCUCCAAGCCUGCCUGAGUGCCAUCCACGGCUUCCACGAGGCCCGCCUGGACGAUGAGUGUGCCUUCUACACCAGCCGAGCCCCUCCCCCGGGCCUGGCCCGCAUCUGCACCAACCCAGUGGCCACAUUACUGGAAUGGCAGGAUGCUCUGAGUUUUAUUCCUGUCGGUGCUGCUGCCCUUCAAGAUUCUCCAUCAUGAAAAAUCUGCUUCCAUUAUUCCAGCCCUGCUUGGCUCCCUCCUUUUUAGCCGUUAUUUAUUGUGGGCCCG
Sorex araneus (European shrew) is the source of this 2335-nucleotide messenger RNA. It is a transcript of the gene TROAP, whose product is annotated as trophinin associated protein. The record is from RefSeq and is a predicted model, not a curated record. The coding region runs from base 143 to 2266 and encodes 707 amino acids. The transcript is spliced from 15 exons. Lineage: Eukaryota; Metazoa; Chordata; Mammalia; Eulipotyphla; Soricidae.